Molecule: messenger RNA, 1305 nt
Organism: Leptosia nina
Lineage: Eukaryota; Metazoa; Arthropoda; Insecta; Lepidoptera; Pieridae
Source: the annotation of a GenBank genome assembly
AUGUGUGAAAUUAUUCAAGCACUAAAAGAACCGCUGAAGGAUAUAGAAAGUGAUUACUUAAAUCCUUCUAGCGCUGAUGAAAUCUAUAAAGCAGCUGAACCUACACUAUCAGACAUGCCAGUGGAAAUAAUUUUAAAAAUUUGCUCUUUUCUUGACUCUCAUUUUUUAAAGUAUACUUUUAGUAAGGUGUGUACUAGAUUUGAGAAUAUCCUUGCUGAUGACCACUUAUGGAAAUAUUGGGUACAAAAUAAAGUGAAUGGUUGUUUCCCAGCACUGCCACAUUUGAAAAUAUAUGAAGAUGUUCAAAUUGACUGGGAGGAAGUGUGUGUAGAAAUUGACACUGAGAAAAAAAAGUGGAGUGAUGUUCAAAAUACAACUAAGCAUAUAAUCGCUAAGGACAUUCAUUAUGCAUCUGUUGAUGCAGUGCUUUUGUUAAAUAAAGGCGAAAUUUGUGUAUCGGGAGGGAGAGAUCGAAGUUUGGCAAUGUGGAAUGUUCUAGAGAUGAGUACUUCUGCUGACAUAAAGCCCAUGAAGAUACGACAUGAUGCCCAUGCAGGAUGGGUGUGGGACUUGGCUGCAGACAACACUGACUGUGCUACAACUGUUUAUUCGGCAUCUUGGGAUAACACUGUCAAGGCAUGGGAUAUAACAUCAGAUUUAACAUGUGUGGAAACAUUUAAAUGUGGGAUGUCUGCGUUAUCUGUUGUGGCAACGGAUAAUAUAGCUAUGGCUGGCCUUUAUUCAAAUAAAGUACUGUCUUUUGACAUUCGAUCUGGAUCAAAUCCAAUAAGUUCUUAUAAACCUCAUAAAGGGCCAGUAUUAGCUUUGAGUGUUCACAAAAAUAUGGUUGCAUCUGUAAGUGAAGAUAAAACCUUAGCUAUAUGGGACAGAGUUGCUGGCAAAAUGGUGAAAAAUAACAUAAAAAUACCGAAAGAAAAGCAAUAUCCAGUAUGUGUUAAUUGGAGCUCAUCAGCCAUUUAUGUUGGCGACUCUAAGGGGUCACUCCAUUUAUUCAAUCCUGAAGAUUUUACAUUUGUAAGAUCCCAUGUCAUAUGGGAAGAAACUCCUGUUAUGGAGCCUAAUCAUAAAAUAGCUGGUUGUUAUCAAAGUAAGGGAAUAAUUAUCGUUUGCUCAGACCAAGGAGAAAUAAAAUUUUUGUACAACUGUUAUCCACCUCAAGAAUAUAGUAGUAUUGAAACAUGCACUGUGGAUGUAACAAAGCUGCAAUAUCAAAAUGGUGUCUUAGCUGUGGGUACCUGUGAUACAGCUAUCGAAUUUUGGAUACCAAAUGAGAAGAUUCAAUAA